CUCCAGAGGGAGUCACAGCCCCGGUGCCAGCGCUCAGCCAUGUCGUCCUGCACCCGCGUGGCGCUGGUGACCGGGGCCAACAAGGGCAUCGGCCUGGCCAUCGCGCGCGCCCUGUGCCGCCGCUUCCCCGGGGACGUGGUGCUCACGGCGCGGGACGAGGCGCGGGGCCGGGCGGCCGUGCAGCAGCUGCAGGCCGAGGGUCUGAGCCCGCGCUUCCACCUGCUGGACAUCGACGACCCGCACAGCAUCCGCGCCCUGCGGGACUUCCUGCGCCGGGAGUACGGGGGGCUCAACGUGCUGGUCAACAACGCGGGCAUCGCCUUCAAGGUUGAUGACCCAACGCCCUUUGAUGUGCAAGCUGAGGUGACGUUGAAGACCAACUUUUUUGCCACCAGAAAUGUCUGUGCGGAAUUACUGCCCAUUGUCAAGCCUCACGGCCGCGUGGUGAACGUGAGUAGCCUGCAGGGCUCACGGGCGCUGGAGGGCUGCAGCCAGGAGCUGCAAGAGCGGUUCCGCAACCCGGCGCUGACCGAGGAGGACCUGGCGGACCUGAUGGAGAAGUUCGUGGAGGACGCCCGCAAUGAGGUGACCGAGCGGGAGGGCUGGCCCCACUCUGCCUACGGCGUGUCCAAGCUGGGGGUGACCGUGCUGUCCCGGAUCCUGGCCCGGCGUCUGGACGAGAAGCGGAAAGGAGACCGAGUCCUGCUCAACGCCUGCUGCCCCGGCUGGGUGAAGACGGACAUGGCCGGGGACCAGGGCUCCAGGACGCCGGAGGAGGGUGCUGAGACCCCCGUCUACCUGGCCCUCCUGCCCCCUGACGCCACUGGGCCCCACGGCCAGCUGCUCCGAGACAAAGUCGUGCAAGACUGGUGAAUGGUGGCGGCUUGGGUGCUUGGCGCCAAGUGAAUGUCGCAGAGUGAAUGGACUGUGCUGCCGUCCGUUCAGGUUUAGAAUCUGCCCACCAGAGUGUGGACCGACCAGUCAAUGCCCAUGUUCAGCUGGGAAGCAAUUCCAGAAGCC
Messenger RNA from Erinaceus europaeus (western European hedgehog), 1020 nucleotides. RefSeq names its product carbonyl reductase 3 (gene CBR3). The record is from RefSeq and is a predicted model, not a curated record. Bases 40 to 873 code for a protein of 277 amino acids. Lineage: Eukaryota; Metazoa; Chordata; Mammalia; Eulipotyphla; Erinaceidae. The transcript has 3 exons. Gene Ontology annotation, molecular function: carbonyl reductase (NADPH) activity.